UUCUCCAUCAGUCUUUCCAGAGAUCAUUACGUGCUGAGCUGCAACUAUGUCAGCCUUCUCGUAACUUUCUGGCCCUACUUUUGAGCUGAUUUCAACGGUCUCUCGGUUAAUCUGAUGGUGUAAUGCUGGCCAUCCCUUUGCAUAAUAAACGAGCAGCUGUUUGGUAUCUGUCCAUCGUUACAAUGACAGCGUUGGCGAGAAAGGUCGGGAUUACUGUACGAAGUUGUCUUCCAAAGAACACAUGUAGUAUUUCUACUACUCGAGUAUUUCUGGAUCUGGUUGGAAUAACAAGGCCUCCGGUAAACGUACAGUGCGCCAAAAGGAACACUUCUACCACGACUUUAGAGCACUGGACUGAUAUAAGCAUUAAAGAGCUGAGAGCAAUGCUGACAGCGCAUAAUAUUCAGUUGUUUGAUGUCAGAGAACCCUAUGAACUGAUGGAGACAGGCAAGAUUGCUUGUGCUACAAACAUCCCACUGAGAAAAGUUCCUGAGGCCUUUACAAUGGAUCCUGAAGAAUUUGAAGAGGAAUACAAUGUUAAAAAGCCUGAAAAAAAUGAUGCCAAUAUUGUGUUUCACUGCUUGGCUGGAAUAAGGAGUAGGGCGGCAAUGGAUGCAGUUCAUCAAAUUGGCUACUCAAAGGCAAGGCAUUACCCUGGAGGUUAUAUGGAGUGGACAUCGCAAGUUGAUAACUCAGAAAAAUCCAAUGGCUGAACUCAGAAGAAGGAUUUCCAUUUGUUUAAUUUAUUUAACACUGGUUCCUGAUUGACAUUAGUGGUGCAUUAGCAUGAGUGAAUUAAAACUUCUAAAAUUUUUUUCUGAUUAAAAUCAUCUGUUUUGUUGUUGUAUUACCCAUUGUUUUUGGUCAAUAAGGCAGAGGAAAUUACAUAUCUCUUGUCAUUAAAAGGGGCUGUGACCAAGAAAAAUACAAUUGAGAAAGGGAAA
This is a messenger RNA of Stylophora pistillata, 944 nucleotides long. Its product is annotated as thiosulfate:glutathione sulfurtransferase. The record is from RefSeq and is a predicted model, not a curated record. Lineage: Eukaryota; Metazoa; Cnidaria; Anthozoa; Scleractinia; Pocilloporidae.